GAGUUUUUUGACGAGAAGAAAGGACUCGUUCCGUGCCCGUCCGUCGAACCUUAUCCAGCCGCCGCUCGCCGCCCGGCCGCCGUGCCCCGUGUCUGUCCCGUGUCCCGUUCGCCGUGCGCCCAUGCCCAUCCGGCGAGCCCCGUGCAGCAGCGAGCAGUCCUCCCCUCCCAUCUCCUUCCUGGCUGCUCCCCUUGCUGAUCUGCAGGCUGCUGCCCCGUCCGGCUGAGGCUGACCGACGAGGCGGCGCGCCGGUGACCUCGUCCGUCCAGCCAGAACUCGACCCCGACGUCUGGCGUCCGUACUUCGGCGUUCCGCCUCAGCCAAAGUCAGAAGGAGGGCGAGGCCGCGAGGGUGCCAUAGCUUAUAUCAGUUCUCUGUGUGCUUUACGGCGGAAAGGCUGCAUACUUAUUGGCUGGAUUUUGUUCAUCUCCGAACUCCAAAUUCUAAUGCUCUCCGUGUCUAAACCCCUUCUCUCCCUGAGCCCCCUUACUGCCAUGGCGAUUCGGCCGCCGCCGCCGCGUGCACCAACCCACUACGCCCCGCCUCACAGGCGGACAUCGCCAUUCCGCUCCGCCGCGCGAGCGGCUCCUUCUUCUUCCACCGCCGCAACGGCCGUCUCGUUGCCGCCAUCUCCCAAGAAGGUUCUUGUGCCCAUUGCCAUGGGCACGGAGGAAAUGGAGGCAGUCAUCCUAGCCGGCGUCCUCAGGCGAGCAGGCGCUGACGUAACGCUGGCCUCUGUGGAGGACGGCCUCGAGAUUGAGGCUUCCUAUGGGACGCGCAUCAUCGCAGACAAGCCCAUUGCAGCGUGUGCGGACCAGGUGUUCGACCUUGUGGCUGUCCCGGGAGGAAUGCCUGGUUCAGUACGGCUGAGAGACAGCGAGAUCCUUCAGAGAAUUAUGGUUAGACAAGCUGAAGAGAAAAGAUUGUAUGGUGCUAUAUGUGCUGCACCAGCUGUUGUUCUCAUGCCCUGGGGUCUUCACAAGGGAAGAAAGAUCACCUGUCACCCAAAACCUUGA
Molecule: messenger RNA, 1016 nt
Organism: Aegilops tauschii subsp. strangulata
Lineage: Eukaryota; Viridiplantae; Streptophyta; Magnoliopsida; Poales; Poaceae
Source: RefSeq, a predicted model, not a curated record